ACAGCAAGACCCUGAUAUGCUAGCUUCGGAUGACGUCGUCGCUUCUGCUUCGUUGCGAUGUCUAUGCGAUGUCCGCGCUCGAUUGCUACGAGUUGCGAGCUCGUCAACGUCUGUGAUGCUAGGCCAAAGUGACGUAUUAUGAAGCGAUGAAAUCGAGGAGUUUCUGGGCGUCGUCGGCAACGAAGGCACGUCGGCGGAAUUAGUACUGGAAAUCGUGCCUAUGGCCUUCGUUACUAUUCUUUUCUCUGUGCAAACUGCAUCCACACAUGUACAGGUCAGGUCACACUUCGCGCAAGUUCCCCAAACGCGCGGCUUCCAACAUGCUCAGGCCAGUGUCAUUAUCAAGGCGAGCAUCGAUAUUUUAAUUCGUCACUUCUCCCUUCAAAGUCGAUGGUGCGGCUCUUCAGCAGCGCUUGCGCAAGAAAACUUAGGCGUUUCCCUACUUUACGUGUUAGCUGAUCGGUGGAUAAGCGCCAUCGAGUGCGUUCCUUCGGUUGCCUCAGAUUCGUAUCUCAUCGGAAACGUUGCCCUACUGCACUGCAAUAUUCAGUGCAGUCGCUCCGAAAGAGGUGCUCCAGAGGUUCAUCUGCCUUCUCUUGACCAUUCGAUUAGAACUUCCAUUUGGAACUACCAACAAACUUGAAGGACAACUGGGUUCACACCGAGACAUCUCACCCCGCGACAUUCUUCUCUUUGUUCUGAGGAAUGCACAGUUUGGGGAGUUGUCCAAUAUGCCAGGUGCCUUCCUGUCGUUUGCAUUAAAGCAGACUGCCUUUCUACCAGUGGCGCACUCGCAUCGAUAGGCAUA
Molecule: messenger RNA, 808 nt
Organism: Pisolithus orientalis
Lineage: Eukaryota; Fungi; Basidiomycota; Agaricomycetes; Boletales; Pisolithaceae
Exons: 2
Coding region: 221-643 (140 amino acids)
Source: RefSeq, a predicted model, not a curated record